This is a messenger RNA of Diaporthe batatas, 1599 nucleotides long. RefSeq lists its product as uncharacterized. The transcript has a single exon. The record is from RefSeq and is a predicted model, not a curated record. Gene Ontology annotation, molecular function: N,N-dimethylaniline monooxygenase activity; flavin adenine dinucleotide binding; NADP binding. NCBI's taxonomy places the organism in Eukaryota, Fungi, Ascomycota, Sordariomycetes, Diaporthales, Diaporthaceae. The coding region runs from base 1 to 1599 and encodes 532 amino acids.
AUGGAGGACUACGACUUCAUCAUAAUAGGUGCUGGUGCAUCGGGCAUAAACGCCGCCCACAAGGUCCAGACAGAAUUUCCCAAUGCCAAGUACACCAUACUCGAGGCCCGGGACACGAUUGGCGGCACUUGGGACUUCUUCAAAUACCCCGGCCUCCGCUCUGAUUCUUAUCUCACGGGCUUUGGCUUCAGAUGGCGGCCAUGGAGCGAGGAGAAAGAAAUUGCCGAUGGGGCUACGAUACAGAAAUACCUCCAAGAAUCUGUUGAGUAUGCGGGUAUCGACAAGCACAUUCAGUUCGAGCACAGAGUCGUGGGUGCUCACUGGUCGUCGGCUGAGAACCGAUGGACUGUCGAAGCAGAGGUGGGCGAUGGCGAGGAGAGGAAAGAAUUCCGAACCCAAUAUGUCCUCACAUGCAGCGGAUAUUACGACUACAAGACACCCUUGCAAGCUGAAAUUCCGGGGAUAUCAAACUUCAAAGGCACCGUUGUCCACCCUCAAUUCUGGCCCGAAGAUCUCGACUAUUCUGGGAAGAAAGUGGUAAUCAUCGGCUCUGGUGCGACUACCAUCACAAUUCUGCCAGUACUUGCGAAAACAGCAGCGAAGGUUACAAUGCUUCAACGGAGUCCGAGCUACGUGAUGCCACUGCCAUCGGCUCCGGGUCACAUAUUUGCGCUACGCAAGUUACUGCCGAAGAGAAUGGCCGACACGAUCAACUUCUGGAAGGAUGUCCUCUUCCAGACGAUCCUCAAGACUUUCUGUUUCACUUUCCCACAAUUCGCAAGGAAGAUGCUUAUCAGGGCAAUGGCAAGGGAGCUUAAGGGCUCAGGAAUCCCCGUCGACCCGCACUUCACCCCGAGAUACGCCCCAUGGACGCAGCGGCUAUGCGUUUGCCCAGACGGCGACUUCUACGACGCGCUGCGGGGCGGCAAUUGUGAGGUAGUCACUGACCACAUCGACACGGUGACUGAGUCCGGGAUCAAGACCGAGUCAGGCAAGACCAUCAACGCCGAUAUUAUCGUCACGGCGACGGGACUCAAGCUCCUGAUACUCGGCGGCGUCGACUGCACCGUCGACGGGCAGCACUUCAAUAUCGCGGAACGGUUUGCCUGGCGCAACUUCAUGCUCGAGGGCGUACCCAACAUGGCUAUGGUCAUCGGCUACACGGACAUGAGCUGGACGCUGGGAAGCGACGCGUGCCUGCGGCUGCUGAUGCGGGUCAUCCACCACAUGAGGAGGAUAGGCGCUGUCGCCGUGAGGCCAGUUGUUCAGAACAGGGAGGCGAUGAAGGCCGAGCCGAUCAUCAGCAUGAAGUCCACUUAUUUCGUGGUCGCGCAGGACAAGUUGCCGAGGAAGGCUGGGGUGGACCCCUGGAACGAGCGAAAGGGGUACAUAUCCGAGUCCUUGCUUGCGAAGUUCGGCACAAUUGGGUCUAUCGCAAAAGGACUACAGUUCACUGCGGGCCCUGGAGAGGGGAAUGGUAAUUGGAAGAAAGGGAGUGCAAACGGAUCGGUGAAUGGGAUGUUGAACGGGAUGAAGGCGAAUGGUCGCACCAACGGGCACGUAAAUGGUCGCGCAGCUGGGCAUUCCAAGGUGGAAUAA